AUGAGGACCUCUCGACUCUCACAGGACACUGCCAAAGUUGUCAAUGCCCUUGCGUCUACUAGGCGGCAGACACGAAGCUCCUUGACGGCAAAUACCUUGAGCAAUUUCAAGUGCUCCGAGACCAAUACUGUGAAAACUUCUCCUAGCAUAGUAUCUCCGAACGUAAAGGGGGAAUUAAGUGAUGAUGUGUCUUCUCUCUCAUCUGCAAACACCACAGACAUCGAGGAUCUGCUGGUUAGCCCGCCAAAAAAACGAAGGCGCAUUACUGAAACAUCGACAAAUAUAAGCUCUGAGACUGCCAAGGGUGCGGUUUCUCGACGCGCCAAGAAAGAGAUUGUCGUGAAAGAGGAGAAAGAAUCUCCAAAUGGCAAGCCUAGUGCGCCCAAACAACGGAGAAAGCCGGCAAGGAAAAUCAAACACUUGGAUGGGUCGGUUGCAGUUGAGCCGCCUUCGAACUGGGAAACCAUGUACGAGAUGGUCAAAAAAAUGAGAGCGGAAAAUCCGACGGCUCCAGUAGAUACCAUGGGAUGUGCUGAGCUUCAUUGGCGGGCUUCGUCGCCGAAAGAUCAGCGGUUUCAGACUCUUGUGGCGCUUAUGUUGUCGUCUCAAACCAAGGACACGGUAACCGCUGUUGCAAUGCAGCGGUUGCAUACCGAGCUCGGAGAGGGGGCAAAGGAUGUGAUUUCUAGCCCUAAAAUCAAGAAAGAAGAAGACGGCGACGAUAUGGGCGUCCACGAAGGGAAGGAUAGUACUUUGAACCUGAAAAACAUUCUUGCAGUCUCCCCAGAGCGGCUGAAUGAGCUCAUACGUACCGUGGGAUUUCACAACAAUAAAACCAAGUAUAUCAAACAAACGGCGGUCAUUCUGCGCGAUCAGCAUGACUCUGAUAUUCCCUCAACUGCAGACGAGUUGAUGAAAUUGCCGGGGGUGGGUCCAAAAAUGGCGUAUUUAUGCAUGAGUGCGGCAUGGGGCAAACACGAGGGGAUUGGCGUUGACGUGCAUGUUCAUCGAAUUACCAACAUGUGGGGAUGGCAUAGCACCAAGAACCCUGAAGAAACUCGCGUAGCGUUGCAGUCAUGGUUGCCAAAGGAUAAGUGGCAUGAGAUCAAUAAGCUCCUCGUUGGUCUGGGCCAGACGGCGUGUCUGCCAGUCGCGAGGCGGUGUGGAGAAUGCGAUCUGGCAGGUACGGGGCUCUGCAAGAGUGAGAUCAAGGGAUUGGUUAGAAAAACGAAAAAGGAAAAAAUUGAGGAGGCUGAAGUAAAGGUCGAGAUGCCUUGA
This is a messenger RNA of Talaromyces proteolyticus, 1278 nucleotides long. Its product is annotated as putative DNA repair protein Ntg1. The transcript has a single exon. The record is from RefSeq and is a predicted model, not a curated record. Gene Ontology annotation, molecular function: DNA-(apurinic or apyrimidinic site) endonuclease activity; DNA binding; oxidized pyrimidine nucleobase lesion DNA N-glycosylase activity. NCBI's taxonomy places the organism in Eukaryota, Fungi, Ascomycota, Eurotiomycetes, Eurotiales, Trichocomaceae. Bases 1 to 1278 code for a protein of 425 amino acids. Gene Ontology annotation, biological process: nucleotide-excision repair; base-excision repair, AP site formation; base-excision repair. Gene Ontology annotation, cellular component: nucleus.